AUGUACACAGUAUACGACAGUAGCGAGAGACAGGUGUGGGCAGACACCACGCUAGCCAAGGGGGGCGGGCUGGCGUGCCGGAUAGACGGCGCCGCACCUGGCACAUUGACGCUCGAUGCUACUGUGUACGCGGGCAAGAAGAGCGUCCUUCUUACGCUGCAGAAAGCAAAGAUGGAGGUCGACGACGGUCGAGAUGGAGGUUACAAAGCCCGGGUCGAGGGAAGGCCCAGGAUGGACAUCCGCCGUAAGCCGGGCGGGCAGCAGCACCCACGCCAACCCUAG
Gaeumannomyces tritici R3-111a-1 is the source of this 282-nucleotide messenger RNA. RefSeq lists its product as hypothetical. Lineage: Eukaryota; Fungi; Ascomycota; Sordariomycetes; Magnaporthales; Magnaporthaceae. The record is from RefSeq and is a predicted model, not a curated record. The coding region runs from base 1 to 282 and encodes 93 amino acids. The transcript has 2 exons.